CAUGGUCCUCCACCACAAGGGGGUGAUGUAAAAGUCCAACGAUGCUUGUGUUCCAACAUUUAUUCAAAUGUGUUCGGUGACAUUGUGGUGAGCAGGAGCUGAGCAGGUGAAGGGAACCUUUUGCAAAACAGAGAAGGCAGUGAUGCACAAUGCGUUUCACAUGGCCACCAGAACACUCGCCCCAAGGCGGUGGGGUACAUCAGAGCCCCCACGGCAUGCUGGGAAGGCUUAUUUGUCUCACAGUUCCCCCGGUCCACGCUGCCGACAGCACCGUCCCCGACUCGACCCGAGUACCCGCAUCCUUCCCUUUGAUUGUGGGAAAGCCGCACCUCCCAGAAACAGGCUGGGGCCGCAUCAGAGACCUGUUCGAUAGAAAUGAGAUGCAACAGUAUCCGGAGGAAGUCACUAAUGUUUUGAAGAGUGGGCUGAUGGCAGCGGUGGUGGGCAUGUUGUACGGAGGAAUGCCAGCGGCUCGCCAUGCUAGGCAGAGGUUCAUUGAGCAGAGCCAAGCAGAGAUCUACCGGAGCCGCGUCGAGGCAGUGAGAUCAGCCCACAACGCUGCAAUCCGAGGAUUUGUGCGCUUUGGCUGGAGGUGGAGCUGGAGGGUGGCGGCCUUUGUCACUUUAUUCAACACUGUGAGCACUGGAAUGACCGUGUACAGAGACAAGCAUGCUAUCAGCCACUUUGUCGCUGCAGGGGCGUUCACAGGGGCCAUGUUCAGGCUGAACAUGGGGCUCGCAGCGAUGCUGGCGGGGACCACGAUCGGAGCGUUCCUGGGGUUGCCGGCUGGGGGAUUUAUCAUGGCCAUGCAGAAGCUGACGGGAGAGACCAUCCUCGAGAGAAGGAGAAGGGAACGUAAAGAACUGUACGAUCUGAAGAUGGCAGAAUGGAACACCCGUCUACAGGUGACGGAGGAGCUGAUUGGUGAGAUGGUUGCAACUGGACAGAAACACGACUUUGAGUCUGACCUGCAGAAGAUCGAGGAGCUGUUGAGUUUGCCCAGGAAUGAGGACAGUGUCAGGGACUCAGACAGCCAAUGACACAGAUGACAACCAUUGUUGCCUGAAAAGAACAUGCACAGACACACUGCUGAGCUCUUAUCAUUGGUGAUUUGCAGCUUUUUUAAUAUCGUCCCCAAUCAGUUGAAAGGGAAUUGAGUCACCAUUACCAUGGAAUAUUGGCAGAAAGCAGUGACUUUUCAGCUGUUAUUUGCUGGUGGGAGAUAUGGAGCAGUUACAGGGCUGUCUGAUCGGUACAUAGUUGGGCCGUGCACUUUGGUUUAUUCCCACUGUCCAGUUCCAUAUCGUGACUCAUAGACCCAAGACACUUCAGGGGAGAAACCACCCCUGUCUCUCUUCCUAGUAUUUGUCCAAUCAGGCAUCAGAUUCCGUCCACUUGAAUGGCCAUCUGUUUGUCUGUCUGAUGAAACUGUCCAAUCCAAACCCUGGACCGGAGCCACACGUGAAUGGUGAUGCUGGAGAAUUGUAGUCCAGCUACAGGGAUUAGUCUCAGUUUUCACAGUGUAAAUAAACCAGGCAUUGUUUAGGUGCUGUAGACCGAAGAUGCAGUGGUUAUGCAUCCAUACAAUAAAACACACAGCAGGGCACUAUGUUCAAACUUGCCUGUCAGCUGUUGUGCAUGUAAGACCAUGAGUGUGUGGCUUAAUUUGAUAUUGUGGUAUAAGAAUAGUAAAAUUUGCAUAUUUGUUUUUAUAUUCAACUAAUACAGUUGCCACAUCUGUGCUAGUUUAACUGACAGUGUUGUAACUAAGCACACAUGCCCGUGCAUUUGGGAUGUGCAGUGACAACAUUAUGUGUAUCUUAAGCCAUUUCAACCAACGGAAUUCUGUAUUAGGAUGGAAUACAGAAAAAGGCAUGAUUCACUGACAAAAAACAUCUGUCUUAAGUCUUGUAAUGAGACUUAAAAUCUUAUUUUUUUCUCUGAAGUAGAAAAUAGUGGGUUCCAGAAAUAUUGGCACCCUUGAUAAAUAUGCACAAAAAUACUGUAAAUGAAAAAAGAAUGCCUUUGAAAUAAUGUGUUGUGUGCUUUAUUAAUUAUACAAUGGAAUCAACCAAAGUCAUACAUUUUUCAAAUAAAUAAAUAUAUUCCCCCAAAAAACAGGUUUCACAAUUAUCGGUUUAAUACUUUGUACAAACACCCCUGUUUAAGAUGACAGCCAUGAGUAUUUUCCUAUAAUUUGUUAUAAAUUUAGAGAGCACAUUUGGAGGGAUUUUUGGCCAUUCUUCCAUCAGAAUCAUUGAUCUGCCCUUAUGGGCCCCCAUUUACAGUUUAGGCCACAGUUUAGACCCAAGACCUUUAGGUUUCUUGAUGGGAUUAAAUCUAGAGACUGAGAUGGCAUUAAAAAACACUGAUGUUAUUUUCACUUAACCAUUUCUGUGUGGUUUUUGGAUGUUUGGUUUUGUUUAUUGUGCUCAGUAAGUGCUGUCUUCAUGCCACCCUUCCAAAGAGUUUGUUGGUGUGGUGGUGCCAUUUUAUGUCUUCUUUUUGAGACUUGUAAGUACAAUUUUAUUGACAAUUUUGAAUUUUAUUUUAUUUGAAUAAUUGUAAGGGUGCCUAUGGUUUUCAGAAAAAAAAGAGAAAAAUGAAAGGAAAUAAAAGUAUAUGCAGUCCGUAAGUAUUUGCACAGUGCUACUAUGUCUGUUAUUUUAGCUCAAUAAUAUUCAUUGUUUCAUUUCAAAUCCAAUGUGCUGCACUACAGAGCCAGAAUAACAGAAAUUGUACCACUGACUGCACUGUUGUUUCUCCAUAUGUGUGAAACCAACAUAUAGAUUAUUAUCUGUGUUGUUUAUUAUAUGCUUUCUUUUUUUCUUCAUUUUUAUUUAGGGUGCCAAAAAUUCUGGAGCUGAUUAUAUCCGCUUGCUUUGUUACCAUUUGCUCGAUAAGUGACAUUUUCUCACCAUAUCGUACCACAGCAAAUCUUGUAAAGAGUCAAACCAUCUAACCUCAUUUUUUUAAAUGUAAGAAAUACAGAAGUAAUAAAUUACAGCACAAAUCAA
Molecule: messenger RNA, 3017 nt
Organism: Conger conger (European conger)
Lineage: Eukaryota; Metazoa; Chordata; Actinopteri; Anguilliformes; Congridae
Gene: timmdc1
Product: translocase of inner mitochondrial membrane domain containing 1
Exons: 8
Coding region: 150-1040 (296 amino acids)
Cellular component (GO): mitochondrion
Source: RefSeq, a predicted model, not a curated record